CAGGCUGAGGAGCCGCGGGCGGACCGACGGGCGGGCGGCGGGCGGGAAUGCGGGCGGCCUGGCUCUAGCCCGGGCGCGGGGCUCCAGCCGCAGCCAUGGAGCGGCGGCUUCGCGCGCUGGAGCAGCUGGUGCGGGGCGAGGCCGGCGGCGGCCCGGGACUCGACGGCCUCCUGGACCUGCUGCUGGGGCUGCACCACGAGCUCAGCAGCGCCCCCCUGCGCCGGGAGCGCAACGUGGCGCAGUUUCUGAGCUGGGCCAGUCCCUUUGUAACAAAAGUGAAGGAGCUGCGUCUACAGAGAGAUGACUUUGAGAUCUUGAAGGUGAUUGGCCGCGGGGCCUUUGGCGAGGUGGCCGUGGUGAGGCAGAGGGACAGCGGGCAGAUCUUUGCCAUGAAAAUGCUGCACAAGUGGCAGAUGCUGAAGAGGGCUGAGACAGCCUGUUUCCGGGAGGAGCGGGACGUUCUGGUGAAGGGGAACGGCCACUGGGUGACAGCUCUGCACUAUGCCUUCCAAGAUGAGGAGUACCUGUACCUGGUGAUGGACUACUAUGCUGGAGGGGACCUCCUGACACUGCUGAGCCGCUUUGAGGACCGCCUCCCUCCCGACCUGGCCCAGUUCUACCUGGCUGAGAUGGUGCUGGCCAUCCACUCCCUACACCAGCUGGGCUACGUCCACAGGGACGUCAAGCCUGACAACGUCCUGCUAGACAUGAAUGGCCACAUCCGCCUGGCCGACUUUGGCUCCUGCCUGCGUCUCAACAACAGUGGCAUGGUGGAUUCAUCGGUAGCAGUAGGGACACCGGACUACAUCUCCCCUGAGAUUCUGCAAGCCAUGGAGGAGGGCAAGGGCCACUACGGCCCGCAGUGUGACUGGUGGUCGCUCGGAGUCUGUGCAUACGAGCUGCUCUUCGGAGAAACGCCCUUCUAUGCUGAAUCCCUGGUGGAAACCUACGGCAAGAUCAUGAACCACGAGGACCACCUGCAGUUCCCUUCCGAUGUGCCUGACGUGCCAGCCAGUGCCCGGGACCUGAUCCGCCAGCUGCUGUGCCGCCAGGAGGAGCGGCUGGGCCGCGGGGGGCUGGGUGACUUCAGGAACCACCCCUUCUUCGAAGGAGUGGACUGGGAGCGGCUAGCCACCAGCACUGCCCCCUACAUCCCCGAGCUGCGUGGGCCUAUGGACACCUCCAACUUCGACGUGGACGAUGACACCCUUAACCACCCAGAGACCCUGCCACCACCUUCCCACGGGGCCUUCUCCGGCCACCACCUGCCAUUCGUGGGCUUCACCUAUACCUCAGGCGGUCCCAGUCCUGACAGCAGCUCUGAGCCUGUGUCUGCCCUGGAGCGGAAGCAGGGGAAGGUGGAGCUGAGCUGGAAACACCAAGAGGCCCCGCACGGCCCCGCAGAGCCCCAGGAGCUGGCACAGCUGCAGAAGGAGGUGCAGAGUCUGCGUGAGAGGCUAGCAGAGACACUGAGGGACAGCAAGGCCCCCUUGUCGCAGACGGAUGGGCUUCCAGCUGCCAGCCCCAGCCAGGACAGUGACCUUCAGCAGGAGAAGGACCGCCUCCAACAGGAGCUGGCUGAGGUGCGGGCGGGGCUCCAGGCGCAGACCCGGGAGCUGCGCCGAGCCCAGAGCCGGCAGGAGGAGCUGCUCCAGAGGCUCCGGGAGGCCCAGGACCGAGAGGCCGCCGCAGCCAGCCACAUCCAGGCCCUGGGCUCGCAGCUGGAGGAGGCGCAGGGUGCACGCAGGGAGCUGGAGGGCCAGGUGGCUGCCCUGGGCCAGGAGGUGACACGGCUGCAGGGACAAUACAAGCAGAGCCUGGAGAAGGAGUCUCUGAGGCCCAAGACUGUCCACACGGCCUGUGAGACCAAUGGCACGGGACCACCAGAAGGGGGCUUGCGGGAGGCCCAGCUGAGGCAGGAGGUGGCCGCCCUGAGGGAGCAACUGGAGCAGGCCUGCAGCCACGGCGGGAAGGAGGAGGCCCUGUGCCGGCUUCGGGAAGAGAACCAGCGGCUAAGCCGGGAGCAAGAGCGGCUGGUGGAAGAGCUGGAGCAGGAGCUUCAGAGCAAGCGGCGGCUGGAGGGAGAGAAGCGGGAGACGGAGAGCAACUGGGAGGCGCAGAUCGCGGACAUCCUCAACUGGGUGAAUGACGAGAAGGUCUCCAGAGGCUACCUGCAGGCCCUGGCCACCAAGAUGGCUGAGGAGCUGGAGUCCUUGCGGAACGUGGGCACCCAGACACUGCCCCCUCGGCCCACGGACCACCAGUGGAAGGCCCGGCGGCUGCAGAAGAUGGAGGCCUCGGCCAGGCUGGAGCUGCAGUCCGCCCUGGAGGCUGAGAUUCGCGCCAAGCAGGGCCUGCAGGAGCAGCUGACGCAGGUGCAGGAGGCCCAGCUGCAGGCGGAACGCCGCCUGCAGGAGGCUGAGAAGCAGAGCCAGGCCCUGCAGCAGGAGGUGGCGGAGCUGCGGGAGGAGCUGCGGGCCCGCGGGCCGGGGGACACCAAGACCUCCAGCUCCCUCAUCCCCUUCCUGUCCUUCUGGAACACCGAGAAGGAUUCUGCCAGGGACGCCGGCAUCUCGGGAGAGGCCCCGCGGCCCGGAGCCGAGCCGGAGCUGAGGCCCGAGGGCCGCCGCAGCCUGCGCAUGGGGGCUGUGUUCCCCAGAGCUCCUGCCCCUGUCGCCACCCCUGCAGAAGGUCCUCCCCCCAAGCCUGGCUCACACACGCUGCGCCCCCGGAGCUUCCCGUCGCCCACCAAGUGUCUCUGCUGUACCUCGCUGAUGCUGGGCCUGGGCCGCCAGGGCCUGGGCUGUGACGCCUGCGGCUACCUCUGUCACUCGGCCUGUGCCCCCCAGGCCCCACCCUGCCCUGUGUCCCCCGACCUCCUCCGAACAGCCCUCGGGGUGCAUCCCGAGACGGGCACCGGCACCGCCUUUGAGGGCUUCUUGUCGGUGCCCCGGCCCUCGGGCGUGCGGCGGGGCUGGCAGCGGGUCUACGCCGCCCUGAGCGAUUCCCGCCUGCUGCUGUUCGACGCCCCAGACCCUCGGGUCAGCCCGGCCAGCGCCGCCCUGCUGCAGGCCUUGGAUCUGAGGGAUCCCCAGUUCUCAGCCACCCCCGUCCUGGCCUCGGAUGUCAUCCAUGCGCAAUCCAGAGACCUGCCGCGCAUCUUUAGGGUGACGGCGUCCCAGCUCACAGUGCCCCCCACCACGUGCACGGUGCUGCUGCUGGCCGAGAGCGAGGGGGAGCGGGAGCGCUGGCUGCAGGUGCUGGGCGAGCUGCAGCGGCUGCUGCUGGAGGCGCGGCCGCGGCCCAGGCCGGUGUACACGCUCAAGGAGGCCUACGACAACGGGCUGCCCCUGCUGCCCCACACGCUGUGCGCCGCCGUCGUCGACCAGGAGCGGCUGGCCCUGGGCACCGAGGAGGGGCUCUUUGUGAUUCACCUGCACAGCAAUGACAUCUUCCAGGUGGGGGACUGCCGGCGGGUGCAGCGGCUGGCCGUGAGCCCCGCGGCGGGCCUGCUGGUGGUGCUGUGCGGCCGCGGCCCCAGCGUGCGCCUCUUCGCCUUGGCCGAGCUGGAGAGCUGCGACGCCUCGGGCACCAAGAUCCCCGAGUCCAGAGGCUGCCAGGCCUUGGCCGCGGGGCGCAUCCUGCAGGCCCGCACCGCCGUGCUCUGCGUGGCUGUCAAGCGCCAAGUGCUCUGCUACCAGCUGGGCCCGGGCCCGGGGCCCUGGCAGCGGCGCAUCCGGGAGCUGCAGGCGCCGGCGCCCGUCCAGAGCCUGGGGCUGCUGGGCGACCGGCUGUGCGUGGGCGCCGCGGGGACCUUCGCGCUCUACCCGCUGCUCAACGAGGCUGCGCCCGUAGCGCUGGGCGCGGGCCUGGUGCCCGAGGAGCUGCCGCCGUCCCGCGGGGGCCUGGGGGAGGCGCUGGGCGCCGUGGAGCUCAGCCUCAGCGAGUUCCUGCUGCUCUUCGCCACGGCUGGCGUGUAUGUGGAUGGCGCGGGCCGCAAGUCACGCAGCCAUGAGCUGCUGUGGCCCGUGGCUCCCACGGGCUGGGGGUACGCAGCCCCCUACCUGACAGUGUUCAGUGAGAAUUCCAUUGACGUGUUUGACGUGAGGAGAGCAGAGUGGGUUCAGACCGUGCCGCUCAAGAAGGUGCGGCCCCUGAACCUAGAGGGCUCCUUGUUCCUCUACGGCACCGAGAAGAUCCGCCUGACCUACCUCAGGAACCCGCUGGCAGAGAAGGAUGAGUUUGACAUCCCUGACCUCACUGACAACAGCCGGCGCCAGCUAUUCCGCACCAAGAGCAAGCGCCACUUUUUCUUCCGGGUGUCGGAGGAGCAGCGACAGCAGCAGCGCAGGGAAAUGCUGAAGGACCCCUUUGUGCGCUCCAAGCUCAUCUCACCGCCCACCAACUUCAACCACCUGGUGCAUGUGGGCCCUACCGAGGGGAAACCCGGCGCCAAGGACCUGCCCCGGGCUCAGGAGCAGAAGGGACGAGGUGCCCGCAGCUCCAGCUCGCAAAGGCCACACAGCUUCUCGGAGACAUCACGUCGCCCAGCGUCCAUCGGCAAUGACGGCCUCCCUGGAGACGCAGAGCACACAGUGAAGAGGAAGCCUUGGACAUCUCUGUCCAGCGAAUCGGUGUCCUGCCCCCAGGGAUCGCUGAGCCCUGCGGGGUCGCUGAUGCAGGUCUCAGAGCGGCCCCGAAGCCUCCCACCAGCCCCGGAGUCAGAGGGCUCCCCUUGACGCCCUCCGGCAGGGCCCACCCCAUCCCAGGACAGAAAGACACGAGGGAGCACAGAACUUGAGGGGUGCCAUACUCCGGCUGGUCCGGGACACGUGGGAACUCGGUGUCAGAGGGGUCCUGGACGGGGCAGUGCCGGGGCGAUAGUGCCAAAGCUCUUCUUUCCAGUGCCAUGCCUGGAAGCGCGGAGGAGUCAGGAGGAGGAAGGAGGGCCGAGUCGAGUCCCCGGGAGCAGCUCCGGGGGCUUGUGUGCGCAGUGGCCCCUGGCGGGGGCCAGCAGGGGACGUGCCGGGGUCUCUGCUCGGGGUCAGGGUGGAGAGGCCAGCGUCUGCCUCAGAGAGAAGGACAGGCAAGGAGGAAAUGGGAUGUCAGCGGAGGGGAGAGAGAGACAAGCUGGGAGCGGAAGUGGAGAACAGGAAGCGGAAGCAUGUAGAAACUGGAAGGAGACAGAAGCCAUUGGGAGGCGGGGAGGCGAAAGGAUUGAUGGGGAAGAGGAGGUGGCGAGAUGGCAGGAGAGCCGCGGAGUGGGGGGAGCUGGGCGGGAGCAGCCCCAGCCCAGGGGCUUCUCUCUGAGCAGGAUUUAGAGGACUGGGUAGCAGGACCAGCGUGGUGGGCUAACCGCCCAGGCAGGGACGGGCUGGGAGGGUAUUUAUAAGAGCUGCUCGGUGGGCGAUGACCCCUAGCGGGGCACUGGAGGGUCUCCAGGCACACUUUGGCCCUUCCCGGAAAGGGAGGUCCUUUUCCUUGAAGCUUCAACCAACUGUAUUAGGGGGACAUAGGGGGCAUUUUAUUAUUGAUCACAGUCUUUAUUAUUGUUAUUAUAUUACUAUUUUUAUUAAACCUCUCCCUA
Messenger RNA from Perognathus longimembris pacificus (Pacific pocket mouse), 5587 nucleotides. RefSeq names its product CDC42 binding protein kinase gamma (gene Cdc42bpg). The record is from RefSeq and is a predicted model, not a curated record. The transcript has 37 exons. Lineage: Eukaryota; Metazoa; Chordata; Mammalia; Rodentia; Heteromyidae. The coding region runs from base 96 to 4739 and encodes 1547 amino acids. Gene Ontology annotation, molecular function: ATP binding; protein serine/threonine kinase activity. Gene Ontology annotation, cellular component: cytoplasm; cytoskeleton. Gene Ontology annotation, biological process: actomyosin structure organization; peptidyl-threonine phosphorylation.